GAACUAAUACAAGUCGAACAAGUUCUAGAUAGAAGAUUUAAAUACGCAGAUAAUGUUUUCAACCAGCAAAUAGACAUUAUAACACAAGAAGUCAUUUCAACACAACCCUGACUCUCCUCCAUUGCUGUAUGUUCGCUCAUUAACUACAUGCAAGCUGUCAACCGCGGGCGGUGUAUUUUAUAUUAUUGCUAUUCCCAAUUGCAUUUGUAAAUUAAAGUUUCGCGGCAAAGUGGAAAUGUAAAUAAUCGUUAGAAAACAGUUGUGUCAAUUUUACUAUUUCAAAGGCUUAGGAAUGAUAAUGAAAAUGAGAGGACGCCCACAGCAUGAUUUUUGGGAAAAAGGUCAUUUCGAGCUUAUCAAGACUGAGAAUUCCCGAAUUCUGGCUCGUUGCUUGAUUUGUAGUCGCGUUCUUAAGAAUACAGCUCGAUCACGACUGAUAAUCCAUAGAAAAGCCUGUCCAGGAGCUGAUAUCAAAAUUGAUGAGAGCAAUUUAGAAAUAUCUAAAGAUGAAUCACACAUUGAACCAGAAGGAGAUGUGGAAAUGGAAAGCAUUUCCAACAUAGUUAACGGAGAAAAUGAAGUAAUCAGGACUGCAGACCAGAGUGAUGAGGGCGAAGAGUAUGAAUCAAUUCAGGUAUUCUUGGAUAAUAAUUCGGAUGAAAUCUGCAUAUCUCCGGAAUUCCAAGCCGAAAAACCGGGAAGUAGCACUCCGUCCAAUAGUCAGUCUCCUGCUCAUGAAACGAAAAAGAUAAAAUUGGUACGAGUUUCUUCGGCGGCCUCUGCGAGCACUUGCAAUUUAGAGGAUAUUCAUUUGGCAUUCACUGAGCUUUUUAUUUCAUCUAAUAUUCCAUUCAAAACAUUGAAUUCGGUUUAUCUGAAACGGUUUCUAGCGAAGCUCAAUAGAAAUUACAAACCACCAACCCUAAAAGAACUAACAACCACAUAUUUGGAUAAAAUCCAUGAAAAAUUCAAUGCCCGAGUGCCUUGCGAGGAACAGGAUGCUGUUCUACUACUAAGUGGCUGGAAAGAUUUCAGUGAUACGUCAAAAUGCCUUGUGGCUUGCUUAUAUUUGAAAGCCCAGAAUGAGUCACAGGACACGCGCGUAUUUUUAAAUACUUGGGACUUGGAUGUAGAUUUUAUUGGCGACGAUAGCGACAUUCAAACAAAAGUUAUUCAAGAAUCGUAUAAACUCGCCAAGGAGUUUUACAAUGCAAAUAUAUUUGCAGUCAUAUCGGACAACUUACAGUUAGAAAUCGGAUCAGUAGAGAUUCCACUAUGGCAUUCUGUAUGUCACAGCUACUUAGCAGGGUGUUUAGCUGAAGAUAUAAUAGAUCAAGACGAUGUAAAGUUCGUUAAGCAGAUUUUACAAGAAGUUAAAAACAAAGAUAUCGAAUUGAAAAUUCUUGAAGCUGGCGGAAGUCGAAUACUACUACCAUCUGAAAAGCGGUACUGCACCUACCGCGACUCCUUCCGAUGUUUCAUUACAAAUAAUCCUAUUGUACAGGACUUCCUUGAGAGGGAAAAUAUUGAUAUUCAUUAUACUAUUCGUUCUGCCAUUUGCAACGAAUCGUUUUUGAAAAAAAUCGAGACUUAUUUAAACGUCAUUGAACCUUUAUGUGAGCUGAUCUAUUUAUCUCAAAAAAGGAACACUACGCUAGCAGAAAUCGCAGAAAAAUGGAUGGAACUUUCUUUUCCAUCCGAAUUUCAGGAACACCUGGAAAAGAGAAGAGCUCAAGCUCUCACGCCUGUCGCCAUGUCUGCGAAUUUUAUGCAUCCAAGUUAUCGUGGACGGAAAUUUAAUAGCGAACAAAUGAAAAUGGUUGAAUACUUCCUGCUUGAAGCGUUAGAUUCACCGGGGCUGGAUCAGUUACUUCUGUUCAAGAGAAAUGAAGACGUGUUCAAGAUUUUGGCAGUGAAAAAAGUUAUUUCGUAUGACACAUUUUGGUCAAUGGCUGAACGUAUGUGUCCAGAAUUAGCGACAUUCGCUAAACGUUUGCUGUGCAUUCCAGCAUCGGUUUCAUAUGUUGAUAAGAUUUUUUCGAAUUGGUCUGGCGCACAUUCGUCCGCAAGGAAUUUGCUAGGAAUGGAUUUGUAUAGGAAGCUUACAAAGGCGCAUUUUGAGUUGAAUUUGGCUGAUAAUUCGAGUAGUUAGGAUUUUGGAUUAAGACAAUUUUUAUGCACUAGCAUAGUUAAGUGAAGUUUUAUAAUAAAAGAUAAAAUACACAAUCGCAAAAGAG
This is a messenger RNA of Hermetia illucens (black soldier fly), 2237 nucleotides long. RefSeq lists its product as uncharacterized. Bases 293 to 2152 code for a protein of 619 amino acids. The transcript has 3 exons. NCBI's taxonomy places the organism in Eukaryota, Metazoa, Arthropoda, Insecta, Diptera, Stratiomyidae. The record is from RefSeq and is a predicted model, not a curated record.